This is a messenger RNA of Juglans regia (Persian walnut), 1474 nucleotides long. Its product is annotated as auxin-responsive protein IAA11-like. Gene Ontology annotation, molecular function: protein binding. Bases 251 to 1207 code for a protein of 318 amino acids. Gene Ontology annotation, biological process: regulation of DNA-templated transcription. The transcript has 5 exons. NCBI's taxonomy places the organism in Eukaryota, Viridiplantae, Streptophyta, Magnoliopsida, Fagales, Juglandaceae. The record is from RefSeq and is a predicted model, not a curated record. Gene Ontology annotation, cellular component: nucleus.
ACACCCACCUGGCCUUUUCUUCAUUUGCUUGCUUCCUUCCUUUCCCAAAUACUCACCAUCAAACAGAGCCCACACGUUUCUCUUCUUCUCCCUUCGUUUCCCUCUCUAUUUCCCUUUUCCUUCCUUUAUCGGCCCUGCUCCUCUUAAACCCCCUUGUCCUCUUCUCUAUAAUCUGCUGCCUUCCUCUUAAUUCUUUUUCUUUGAAAAUCUUUUCUGGGUCUAGGAGCUUCUACAGGCUACAAAGAUUUCAAUGCAGGGUGUUGGUGGAGUGGUGUCUGGAGGAGGAGGAGGGUCUAUUACUAGUGGUGUGUCGAUGUCCACGGUGUCAAAGGAUGACAACCUGGUCUUGUCGUCUGAGGAUUCUUCUUCUUGCCUGGAAGAGUCUGAGCUUGAGCUGGGUCUUGGGUUGAGUCUUGGUGGUGGUUCUUGUAAGGCCCAACAAGGUCCAAGGGGUGGUCAAUAUGCUCGGUUUUUGACGGCCAAGGAUUUUCCUUACGUGGUUUCUUCGUCUUCAGCUUCUUCAGCUUCAUCCUCAUCGUCAUCCUCUUCUUUGAGCAGAGCUAAUGUUUCAUCUGGGACCAAGAGAAGUGCUGAUUCUGUUGCUGCUGCUAAUGGUGCCACGUUUCAGGUUGUGGGAUGGCCUCCUGUAAGAGCAUAUAGAAUGAAUAGCAUGGUCAGCCAAACAAAAUUACCAGUCACUGAAGUAUUCAACUCACUUGUUGGGAAAAGUAGAAACAGUAAUACUACAGUUGGAAAAGAAGCUAAAAAUGGCUGUAACAAGAGCAAUGUUAAUGCUAAAGUGAAGGGACACUCAAGAAGCUCUCUGUUUGUGAAGGUGAAUAUGGAUGGAACUCCUAUUGGAAGGAAGGUUGAUCUGAGCGCACACAGUUGCUAUGGAACCUUGACACAAAAACUGGAGGAUAUGUUUCAGACAUCAUCUACAAUGAUGAAUUCAAUACGAUCAAGAGGAGAGGAACAUGACAUGAUGGUAGAAGCAACAAGACCAUCAAGAUUGCUGGAUGGAUCUUCUGAAUUUGUGCUCACAUACGAAGACAGAGAGGGUGACUGGAUGCUUGUUGGAGAUGUUCCUUGGGGGAUGUUCAUUACCUCCGUGAGGAGGCUAAGAAUUAUGAGGACAUCUGAAGCUAAUGGACUUGCUCCAAGGUCAGAGGAAACGAAUGGGAGGCAAAGAACCAAGCCCAUCUAGACCUGGUUUUGGAAACUUCAGCAACAAGCGAGAUUUGGCUUGAAACUCGAAAGUGAUAUAACAAAAGAGAGAGGAUACUGCGUAGUAAAAGCGUUUUGAAAAGUAAUGGUUGAUCCACGGCUCCUGUUUGUUUUGGUUUUCUCUUUAUCAAAUAUGUAUAUACAUAAUUUUUUUAUUCAAUAUUUUACCAUUAUAUAUACGCAUGCACAGUUCAGUAAAAUAUUGCUUGUUUGUGCUGUCAAUGUGAGUGUUUCAAUGCUUUUGUUC